Molecule: messenger RNA, 2148 nt
Organism: Effrenium voratum
Lineage: Eukaryota; Dinophyceae; Suessiales; Symbiodiniaceae
Source: the annotation of a GenBank genome assembly
AUGACGCGCGCGCUGAUGUUUCAGGGAACAGGCUCGGAUGUCGGCAAGUCGGUGCUGGUCGCCGGGCUCUGCCGCCUUUAUGCCCGGCGCGGCCUGGCCGUUCGUCCGUUCAAGCCGCAGAACAUGUCCAACAAUGCGGCGGUCGCCGACGAUGGCGGCGAGAUCGGCCGCGCGCAAUGGCUGCAGGCGCUGGCCUGCGGCGUGCCACCCUCGGUGCACAUGAACCCGGUGCUGCUCAAGCCGCAGAGCGACACGGGCAGCCAGAUCGUCGUGCAUGGCAAGGUGGCCGGCACGGCGCGCGGCGCCGACUACAAGCGCAAGAAGCCGCAAUUGCUCGAUGCGGUGCUGCACAGUUUCCGGACCAUCGCCGCCGAGGCCGAUCUGGUUCUGGUCGAGGGCGCCGGUUCGCCCGCCGAAAUCAAUCUGCGCGCCGGCGACAUCGCCAAUAUGGGCUUUGCCACGCGCGCCGGCGUUCCGGUCGUCCUGAUCGGCGACAUCGACCGGGGCGGGGUGAUCGCAUCGCUGGCCGGGACCCACGCGAUCCUUUCGCCCGAGGACCGGGCGAUGGUCGUCGGCUAUCUGAUCAACAAGUUCCGGGGCGACGUCUCGCUGUUCGAUGACGGGCUGACGGCGAUCACCGAUUUCACCGGCUGGCCCUCUUUCGGCGUCGUGCCAUGGUUGGCCGAUGCAAGGCGUCUGCCGGCCGAGGAUUCGGUCGGUGUUGAAAUGUUCGGCGGCGCGAACCGUUCCGGCAUGCUGAAGGUGGCCGUGCCGCUGCUUGGGCGGAUCGCCAAUUUCGACGAUCUCGAUCCGCUGGCCGCCGAAGAGGGCGUCAAUGUCGUCAUGGUGCCGCCGGGCGAUCCGAUUCCCGGCGAUGCGCAUCUGAUCGUCAUUCCGGGUAGCAAGUGCACCGUCUCCGAUCUCAAGGCGCUCGACCGGAAUGGCUGGCGCCGGCAGAUCGUCGACCAUGCGCGGCGUGGCGGCCAUGUGGUGGGGCUCUGCGGUGGCUAUCAGAUGCUGGGCCGUGUGGUGCGCGACCCGAAGGGCAUCGAAGGCGCGCCGGGCGAGGCCGAGGGUCUGGGUCUUCUGGACAUCGAGACGGUGAUGCAUCCGGCCAAGACCGUCCGCAACGCGUCGGCCCGGUCCGUCGUGCACGAUGUGCCGCUGACGGGUUAUGAAAUCCAUCUGGGCGAAACCAUCGGUCCCGAUUGCGCGCGUCCGGUCGCGAUCAUCGACGGCCGUCCCGAUGGCGCGAUCUCCGCCGAUGGCCGGGUGAUGGGCACCUAUCUGCACGGCCUGUUCGACGCGGGCGGGUUCCGGCGCGCCUUUCUGGCCGGUUUCGGAAUUGGAGCCGAGGCGGUCGACCAUCGCGCGCGGAUCGAGGCCGCCGUGGAUGCGAUCGCCGACGAACUGGAAACGGUGGUUGCCGCCGAUGCGUUGCUGGAGGCGGCACGGCCGGGCGCCCUCAUCGCAGCCGACCCCGCGACUGUAGAAUGGCGCGGACGUCCAUCGCCGCUUCGUGCGGCGGCCACUGGAGAAAUCCGGGAAGGCGGGGCGCUCCGAUCCGGGCACUGCCCGGCGCUGCGCGACCCCAUGCGGAUCAAUGCGAUCCUCCUGCGGCCCACCGCGACGGCACUGGACGGUGUGACACUGGUGCUCGGCGGCGCGCGCUCGGGCAAGUCGGGGUUUGCCGAGCGCCUCGUCGCCGGCUCGGGCCUUGACCCCGUCUAUGUCGCCACGGCCCAGAUUUUCGAUGAGGAAAUGCGCGAGCGGAUCGUCCAUCACCGGGCGCGGCGCGGCGCCGAAUGGCGGCUUGUCGAAGAGCAUGACGCGCUCGAAUCCGUGCUGUUGCGGGAGGCGAUUGCAGGUCAGGCGGUGCUGGUCGAUUGCCUGACGCUCUGGGUCACGAACCUGAUGCUCGCCGAAGCCGACGUCCGCGCGCGGUCGUUUGCACUGCUCGACGCGCUUGGCGCGUGCGCGGGUCCGGUCGUGCUGGUUGCCAACGAGGUGGGCCUGGGCAUCGUGCCGGACAACAAGAUGGCGCGCGACUUCCGCGAUCAUGCCGGGCGGCUGAACCAGGAGAUCGCCGCCCAUGCCGACACGGUCCAUUUUCUGGCAGCCGGGCUGCCGCUGACACUCAAGGGGUGA